AUAAUCAAAAAGUCAUUGAAGAGUUUUUCGCGAAAGGAAAUGAAAUAUAUAAAGGGUAUGUAGAUGAUUUUCGUAAUACAGACAAUGCAUGGAUGGAGACAGUUGCAUAUAAUUUUCAUGAUGAUAAUGGAGCUCAGGUGGGAAAAUUGGCUCUCUCGGCAGGUGAUGACGCCACAAACGUAAAAUGGUUGGAUAUUGAUAGCACCAUAAAAUUACAUGCAAACCAUAUUGACAUUAUUAAAGAGGUUAUAAAACGAUUAAACGCCUAUUGGUAAAAAUAAAUAUAAUAAAUCUGCUAAUGGUUUUUGUAAAUAAAAUAAUGAGUUCUAUAAUUGUAUGUACUCAUUUGUUUAAAACUUACCUCGAAACUUGGCAACACUGAGCUCAAUUGUUCCAAAAUAUUAACAAAACAGCUGUUGUCAACACAAGAUUUUGGUUGGUUAGUUUAUGGUACAAACAAAAGUUCCAUGCGUGUAAAGUUACUUCAAAACAUAUACAAAACAUUCCGUAUAAAAUUUAAUCAUAUGGCAGUUUUUACGCAGGUUUUUAAUCCUUUGACAGCGCAGAACGAAUGGGCUGAACAUAGCGAUGAUUACGAUUAUGAUAUGGAGCUAACAUGCACUGGAUUUGGAGAUAUGUUGCAUGACAAGGAGCGCAAUCAAAAGUACUUCAAAGCACUGCGAAUGGCUAUUGCUCGCAUGCAUGCUGACGGUCAUGAAGCCCAUGUGUUGGAUAUUGGAACAGGUACUGGGAUAUUGUCAAUGAUGGCAUUAACCGCCGGAGCUGAUACAGUAACCGCAUGCGAGGCAUUUAUACCUAUGGCGAAUUGCGCUGAACGCAUAUUCACGGCAAAUGGAUUUGGAAAUAAAGUGCGUUUGGUAAAGAAACGAUCGACAGAAAUGCGUAUCGGUGUUGACAUGCCGCAAAGGGCUAAUCUAUUGGUGGCCGAGUUAUUAGACACAGAGUUGAUAGGUGAAGGUGCUAUUAGUAUAUAUAACCACGCGCAUGAUGAACUCUUAACAGACGACGUUGUAUGCAUACCAUCAAAAGCGACGUGUUAUGCCCAAGUUGUACAAUCACCAUUGGCCUCACAAUGGAAUACUAUGAAAAUCGUUGCUGAUUUAGAUGGCAACAUUCUGCUUAAUCCGCCUAAAGAUGUAUUGCAAUGCAAAGGUGAUGCUGCAGUACAUGACAUACAACUCUCACAACUAAGCUUGGAACAUUUUUUGCCUCUAACAAAACCAGCAGAAAUUUUUGAAUUUGAUUUCAAUAGAAAGUCCAAAACACCGGUGCCGGUGCAACGACAACAAUUGCUUGAAAUGAUUGCCUUACAACCAGGUUCAACUGAUCUAAUAUUCUAUUGGUGGGAUAUAAGUAUGUACUCCGGGGAUAAUUUAGUGUUGAGCUGUGCUCCAUAUUGGGCCCAUCCGGACUACAAAAGCAGAAACGACGUAAUACCUUGGCGUGAUCAUUGGAUGCAAGCCAUAUAUUACAUACCAAAACCACAACAUAUUUCCAUAACUGGAGAAAAAUUUGUGUUAAGUUGUAACCACGAUGAAUAUUCACUUUGGUUUGACGUGCAUAGCUCGCAAAAGUUGGAUGAGUCUAUUUCACGACAUGCUUGUACAUGUAAUCUUCACCUCGCUUAUCCUCGCUCACGAAUUGGUCAAAUGAAUCAGUCGGUGCGUAACAAAAAGUUUCUAAACUACUUGGAGAAUAAUUUAACCAAAGACUCGCAAGUGCUGUGUCUUGGCGAUGGAUGUGUUUUGGGUUUGGCUGCAGCAAAAAUGGGUGUUACAUCAGUUGUAAUCUCCGAAAAUCACUAUUUUUCUAAACGUUUCAUGGAGUCUGUAGUGAAAAAUAAUGAUAUAGAAAAUGUGCAAUUUAUCGAAAAUAUUAAUACUUUAGCGGAGUCGAAGAUAUCUCAGUUGACCCAUAUUUUUGGAGAGCCAUACUUUUUUAAUGCUAUACUUCCAUGGGAUAAUUUUCAAUUCGGUAAUCUUUUAGAAAACAUAAUUGAGAAAUUACCACCAACAGUAAAAAUAACACCUCAUUACGCCAAAAUUUUCGCAGUUCCAGUGCAAUUUACCGACCUUCACAAAAUACGAACACCUGUGCAGCAAUGCGAAGGGUUUGACUUGAAGCUUUUUGAUCGAAUGAUUAAGGAUGCUAGGGCAAAGUUGCCUAACCAUAAAAUUGAAGCGCAACCACUUUGGGAAUAUCCCUGCAAAGCGUUGGCAAAACCUCAAGAGCUUUUAAAUGUAGAUUUCCACAAUUUUAAGAGGGAGCAGUCUACUAAUGGAGACAUCCGAACUGAAAGUGAUGGAACAUGCAACGGGAUCGCAUUAUGGGUGGAAUGGAAUAUCGAUGGAGGAUUAGGUUCUAAAUCUAUUGUAAAUACAGGCCCUGUAGAACCAAUUGAGCCAGGAAAGUUUAUUAAAUGGGAUAUGUUCGUUCGACAAGGCGUACAAUUAUUUGAGCAAGGUCAUCCUGUUAUUAACGGAAAAAGUAGCAUACGAUGGACAUUACAGCACAAACCAACAUUAAGUAAAAUUGAAUUAGAUUUUAAUGUAAAUGCUUAAUAAUAAAUUGUAAACUCGAUUGACAUAGAUUUUAGGCAUGCA
Molecule: messenger RNA, 2624 nt
Organism: Bactrocera oleae (olive fruit fly)
Lineage: Eukaryota; Metazoa; Arthropoda; Insecta; Diptera; Tephritidae
Gene: Art7
Product: arginine methyltransferase 7
Biological process (GO): peptidyl-arginine methylation
Molecular function (GO): protein-arginine omega-N monomethyltransferase activity
Source: RefSeq, a predicted model, not a curated record